UUCCUUUGCUGCAAUGGAUCAGCCAAACCCAGGUGAUGAUCAAACCAACCCAGGCACCGUAACAAAGUCGUCUUCUUGGCGAAGUUUGUCUAUAUUAUCCAAGGACUCCAGUAGGAACUCUGUCGGGGAGAGAAAUUCUGUCUCUAUAGAUGGCUAUGGACGUUCAGGAUCCAAGCCUGUGCGAUAUGGGUCGACGGGUGCUGAAUCCGAGGGGUAUAGCGCGUCUCAGAAGGAGAUCAGCGACGAGGAGGCUAGGUUCAUCUACAUCAAUGAUCCGCAGAAGACAAACGAUAAAUUUGAAUUAGCAGGAAAUUCGAUCCGAACAAGCAAGUAUUCUGUCCUCUCUUUUAUACCCCGAAACUUGUUUGAACAAUUUCACAGGGUUGCCUACAUAUAUUUCCUUAUACUUGCCGUCCUCAAUCAGCUCCCUCAGCUGGCCGUGUUCGGUAGAGCAACUUCAAUCUUGCCACUGGCCUUUGUUCUUCUCGUUACGGCUGUUAAAGAUGCAUAUGAGGAUUGGAGGAGGCACCGGUCUGAUAAGAUUGAGAACAAACGUUUGGCAUCAGUUCUGGUAAAUGGGCAGUUUCAGCAAAAGAGAUGGAAGGACAUUAAGGUUGGAGAGAUCCUCAGGGUCUCCUCGAAUGAGACUAUUCCCUGUGACAUGGUAUUGCUAUCCACCAGUGAUCCCACAGGGGUUGCUUAUAUUCAGACUAUCAAUUUGGAUGGAGAAUCCAAUUUGAAGACUCGGUUUGCGAGGCAGGAGACCCUUUCCAAGAUGAUUGAGAAGGAAGGUGUACUUGGGCAGAUCAAGUGUGAACGUCCCAAUAGGAACAUAUAUGGUUUUCUGGGAAACAUGGAGAUUGAUGAGAAGCGGGUGUCCCUUGGUCCUUCCAACAUUGUUCUUCGUGGUUGUGAGAUCAAGAACACAUCUUGGGUGAUUGGUGUUGCAGUCUAUGCUGGCCGUGAAACCAAAGUGAUGCUCAACAGUUCUGGAGCUCCAUCAAAGAGGAGCCGGUUGGAGACCCAUAUGAAUAGGGAGAUCUUAUACCUCUCUGCCUUUCUUUUUUCAUUGUGCACACUGGUUUCUGUCUGUUCUGGGUUUUGGUUGCAUCGCUACAGUGAUGAGCUUGAUUACAUCCCUUUUUUCCGAAAAUUGGAGUUCUCUGAUGAAAAUGAUAAGGAUUACAAGGAAAAGAAUUACAAUUAUAAUGGAUUGGCAUUGCAGAUAUUCUUCAUAUUCCUCAUGUCAGUCAUUGUGUUCCAGAUCAUGAUCCCUAUCUCACUCUAUAUUUCAAUGGAGCUAGUUCGCCUUGGCCAGGCCUACUUUAUGAUUCGAGAUAGAAGGAUGUAUGACGAGAAAUCAAAGUCAAAGUUCCAGUGCAGGGCUUUAAAUAUGAGUGAAGAUCUAGGACAGAUAAAGUAUGUCUUCUCAGACAAAACUGGGACACUAACUGAGAACAAGAUGGAAUUUCAGUGUGCCAGCAUAGGAGGAGUAGAUUACAGCGGUGGGAGAGCUGCUCUCCCCGAGGAAAAUGGAUAUUCUGUUGAAGAGGAUGGACAGGUUUUGAGGCCAAAGAUGACGGUGAAGGCUGACCCAGAGCUCCAACGGCUUCUAAAAAGUAGCAAGAUGGAGGAAAGAAAACAUGCUCAUGAUUUCUUCCUUGCACUUGCUGCUUGCAAUACAAUUGUGCCUCUGGUUGUGGAUACCUCAGACCCUUCUCUAAAGUUAGUAGAUUAUCAGGGUGAGUCUCCCGAUGAGCAGGCAUUGGUUUAUGCUGCUGCCACAUACGGUUUCAUGCUCAUAGAACGAACCUCUGGCUACAUAGUCAUUGAUGUUCAAGGAGAAAGGCAAAGGUUUGAUGUUCUGGGUAUGCAUGAGUUUGAUAGUGAUCGGAAAAGAAUGUCAGUUAUAGUUGGUUGCCCUGACAAGACUAUGAAAGUAUUUGUGAAAGGUGCAGAUACUUCCAUGUUUAGUGCAAUUGAGAGAUCUCUAAAUUUGGGUGUGAUUGGUGCAACUAAAAAGCAUCUCCACAGCUACUCGUCAUUGGGUCUGAGAACUCUGGUUGUUGCAAUGCGGGAACUGAGCAGUCCAGAAUUUGAACAAUGGCAUUCAGACUAUGAGAAAGCGAAUACUGCAUUGAGUCGUAGAGCAAGGUUACUCCGUACUGUUGCAUGUAAUGUGGAAAAGAAUCUCCACAUAUUAGGAGCCUCUGGCAUUGAAGAUAAGCUGCAAGAAGGUGUGCCAGAAGCCAUAGAAUCACUGAGGCAAGCUGGGAUUAAAGUGUGGGUCUUGACAGGGGACAAGCAGGAAACAGCCAUAUCAAUUGGCUACUCCUGUAAGAUCCUAACUAGAGACAUGAACCAGAUCAUAAUAAACAGUAACUCUAUGCAAUCCUGUAAAAAGAGCUUAGAAGACGGAAAGGCAAUGUCCAACACUCAUACUAGAGGAGGUGUUGAACCUGGUGGAACCGCUCUUGCUUUGAUCAUUGAUGGUACUAGCCUUGUUUAUAUUCUUGACACUGAACUUGAACAACUGCUGUUCGAAUUAGCCACCAAAUGCACUGUGGUUCUCUGUUGCCGAGUGGCCCCCUUGCAAAAAGCUGGAAUAGUAGCCAUCAUAAAGAAAAGGACAGAAGACAUGACCCUUGCUAUUGGAGAUGGUGCAAAUGAUGUUUCGAUGAUCCAAAUGGCUGAUGUGGGAAUUGGCAUCAGUGGCCAGGAGGGUCGCCAAGCUGUCAUGGCAUCAGAUUUUGCAAUGGGACAGUUCAGAUUCUUACUUCCACUUUUAUUGGUCCACGGACAUUGGAAUUAUCAGCGUAUGGGCUACAUGAUAUUAUACAACUUCUAUAAAAAUGCAGUUUAUGUUCUUGUCCUGUUUUGGUAUGUGCUUUACACUGCCUUCACGUUAACCACUGCAAUCAAUGAAUGGAAUAGUGUGUUGUAUUCUAUUAUCUAUACUUCCUUGCCUACAAUUGUUGUUGGGAUUCUUGAUAAAGACUUGGGUAGGGAGACCCUGAUGAAAUAUCCUCAACUAUAUGGACCUGGCCAGAGAGAAGAGUGCUACAAUCAGAGAUUGUUCUGGCUUACAAUGAUGGAUACUGUGUGGCAAAGUGCUGCUACGUUCUAUGUUCCUUUCCUCGCUUAUAGGCACAGCACUCUGGAUGCAUCUAGCAUAGGAGAUCUAUGGAUCAUUUCAGUGGUGAUUCUAGUUAAUAUCCACUUAGCCAUGGAUGUAAUACGAUGGUCAUGGAUUACUCAUGCUGCCAUGUGGGGGACUAUACUUGCAACAUGCAUUUGUGUCAUCAUCAUCGAUGCUGUUCCUGGAUUGCCGGGUUACUGGGCCAUCUUCCUUCUCGCAAGGACUGGAGUGUUUUGGUUUUGUUUAAUUGCAAGUGUGGUAGCAGCUUUAGUUCCUCGUUUUGUUGUAAAGGUUUUUAAUCAAUUAUUAAGUCCAAGCGAUACUCAGAUUAUAAGAGAAGCUGAGAAGUUUGGGAAUACAAGGGAGUUCUUGGGAGCAGAAGUUGUAAUGAAUCCAAUACGGGAACCCUCACAGGAGAUGCCAAGGUGAAUUUGUACCUAUGCAUUUCCCCUUCUAUUCUUUUGUUAGUUUUGUAUUCUUUAGGCUGCGUCAGCUGUGCAUAGUGGUUACCAUUUACAGGGUUGCUUCUAUCCGAAGGAUAGAGUUUGUAAUAUUUUUACAUUUAUAUCUUAACAUUUAAAAUUUUU
Telopea speciosissima is the source of this 3726-nucleotide messenger RNA. Its product is annotated as phospholipid-transporting ATPase 1-like. Gene Ontology annotation, biological process: phospholipid translocation. Gene Ontology annotation, molecular function: ATP hydrolysis activity; magnesium ion binding; ATPase-coupled intramembrane lipid carrier activity. Lineage: Eukaryota; Viridiplantae; Streptophyta; Magnoliopsida; Proteales; Proteaceae. Bases 14 to 3568 code for a protein of 1184 amino acids. Gene Ontology annotation, cellular component: plasma membrane. The transcript is spliced from 7 exons. The record is from RefSeq and is a predicted model, not a curated record.